AAAAUGGUAAUAGGCCAAUGCAAUAUAAGGUAGGACGCAAAAACACGCAAGUUAGUGUCGUACUUUUCGCCGCCAUGUUUCUUAUAUUCGCGUUUGCCGUUUUUAGCACUUUCCUGGCACAAGGAAGUGCUACUGGUUACUAUUGGAGAGACUACGAUGGAUUCAUUCCACCAGAUGCUUUCGUUGCAGCUCGAGAUGAUUAUGGCAACCCAAUUUACAUCGGGCAAGUUUUGCACAGCGACAAAUUAAUUCCGGCAAAAAUUUUGCACAACGAUCGGGCCGCAUACUACGAACUUGACAACAAGGAAUAUGAAAAGAAGGAAAACGUCAAGAUCUUUUGUACAAAAGAUCCGGCGCAGUUCGAGUGGAUACCCACCAGUUCCCAAGAGCUCAAUACCAUUACUGGUAAAUUUUUAGUUAAGGGUGGCUAUCAGCCAAACUCCUCGACCUACAUCGGUAGGACUACGAGCGUUGGGGAGACUGUGCUAGGAAAGGUGAUUGCCGAUACGUCAAAGGAUGCAUUACACGUUACCCAAAAGGGAAAGUCACACAGCUUUACCACCUUUGAGGUGCUUUCGUGCAAACAAAAGGCAAAAAAUGACCAAGUCACUACUAUUGUAGUGAAAAGCGUUGACUGAUGGGAAAUGUCGUUUAGGUUCCAAAUUAAAACACUCUUUCGGCCA
This is a messenger RNA of Photinus pyralis (common eastern firefly), 683 nucleotides long. RefSeq lists its product as uncharacterized. The transcript has 3 exons. The coding region runs from base 18 to 638 and encodes 206 amino acids. The record is from RefSeq and is a predicted model, not a curated record. Lineage: Eukaryota; Metazoa; Arthropoda; Insecta; Coleoptera; Lampyridae.